CUCACUUCUCCAUGCAGUAAAACUUCCGGCUGACACAUUUUUGUCCUGGAGUGUCGCCGUACUGUGACGUCACUCGACAGCGACGAGCAACAAUGGGACAAAGCCAGAGUGGAGGCCACGGUCCAGGAGGAGGCAAGAAGGAUGACAAGGAUAAGAAAAAGAAGUAUGAGCCUCCAAUACCCACCAGAGUUGGCAAGAAAAAGAAGAAGACCAAGGGACCAGAUGCCGCAAGCAAACUACCAUUGGUUACACCUCACACUCAGUGCCGCCUGAAGCUGCUGAAGCAGGAACGGAUCAAAGACUACCUGCUUAUGGAGGAAGAGUUUAUCAGGAACCAGGAGCAGAUGAAGCCCCUGGAAGAGAAACAGGAGGAGGAAAGGUCAAAGGUAGAUGACCUGCGGGGGACCCCCAUGUCUGUAGGCACGCUGGAAGAAAUCAUAGAUGACAACCAUGCCAUUGUGUCCACCUCAGUGGGAUCAGAGCACUACGUUAGUAUCCUGUCCUUUGUGGAUAAGGAUCUGCUGGAGCCAGGCUGCUCUGUCCUGCUCAACCACAAGGUUCAUGCUGUGAUUGGGGUACUGAUGGAUGACACUGACCCCUUGGUGACGGUGAUGAAGGUGGAAAAAGCCCCACAAGAAACCUAUGCUGACAUCGGAGGACUGGACAAUCAGAUCCAGGAGAUUAAGGAGUCAGUGGAGCUGCCUCUUACACAUCCAGAGUAUUAUGAAGAGAUGGGCAUUAAGCCUCCCAAAGGAGUCAUCUUAUAUGGACCACCUGGCACAGGUAAGACGCUACUCGCCAAGGCUGUAGCCAAUCAGACAUCAGCCACCUUCCUGCGCGUGGUGGGCUCAGAGCUGAUCCAGAAGUAUCUGGGAGAUGGACCCAAGCUGGUGCGAGAACUCUUCAGGGUAGCAGAGGAGCACGCCCCUUCAAUCGUCUUCAUCGAUGAGAUUGACGCCAUCGGCACAAAGAGGUACGACUCUAACUCCGGUGGUGAGAGGGAGAUCCAGAGGACCAUGCUGGAGCUGCUCAACCAGCUGGACGGCUUCGACUCGCGGGGAGACGUUAAAGUUAUCAUGGCCACCAAUCGGAUAGAAACACUCGAUCCAGCUCUCAUCAGACCCGGGAGAAUCGACCGUAAGAUUGAGUUUCCCCUUCCCGAUGAGAAGACCAAAAGAAGGAUCUUCCAGAUCCACACCAGCCGUAUGACAGUAGCAGAUGAUGUCACCCUCGAUGACCUCAUCCUGGCAAAGGAUGACCUGUCGGGAGCAGACAUCAAGGCCAUCUGCACAGAAGCAGGCCUCAUGGCUUUGCGAGAGCGCCGUAUGAAAGUCACCAACGAAGACUUCAAAAAGUCCAAGGAGAACGUUCUGUACAAGAAGCAGGAGGGCACGCCAGAGGGGCUUUACCUCUAACCUUUAAACAUUUUUGUUUUCUCUCAUCCUCCCCACCCCAUCACUAUCUAUCGCUGUGUGAAAGAGAGGAGGCAGCAGCUGAGACGCCUCCUCAGAGAGUUUGAUAUAUUUUGUGCAUGUCAUGUCUGGCUUAUCCCGCUCUCCUGUAACCGUUACGUGUUAAAACAAUAAAUGACAAAAUAUAAUAUCUAA
Messenger RNA from Oreochromis niloticus (Nile tilapia), 1607 nucleotides. RefSeq names its product proteasome 26S subunit, ATPase 1b (gene psmc1b). The transcript has 11 exons. Lineage: Eukaryota; Metazoa; Chordata; Actinopteri; Cichliformes; Cichlidae. Gene Ontology annotation, molecular function: ATP binding; ATP hydrolysis activity. Bases 93 to 1415 code for a protein of 440 amino acids. The record is from RefSeq and is a predicted model, not a curated record.